Molecule: messenger RNA, 297 nt
Organism: Perkinsus marinus ATCC 50983
Lineage: Eukaryota; Perkinsozoa; Perkinsida; Perkinsidae
Exons: 3
Coding region: 1-297 (98 amino acids)
Biological process (GO): N-glycan processing
Cellular component (GO): glucosidase II complex
Source: RefSeq, a predicted model, not a curated record
AUGACUAGACUUCUCUCCACCACCCUCUUGUACAGCUUCGGCAUCUACAGUAAUGGAUUGGAUACGAUCGAGGGCAAGCAUAAGCUUAUGGGCGUCAAUCCUAAGCUACGCCAGUACUACGAGCCCGUAGCUCCGCCUCAAUUCGGUGGCCAUCAGUUCUUCCAGUGCGACCCAUUGGCGCGAAGUGCCACUGAACUCGUCCCCUACGAGAAUCUCAAUGAUGAUUUCUGUGAUUGUAGCAACGGUGCAGAUGAGCCCGGUACAGCUGCAUGCUCGCACUUCCCAGGAGCAGCGUAA